AUGAUUAAUUCAAUUUUAUCUAACAAAACAACAACAGCGGUAGCAUCAUCAUCCGACAACUUAGAAAAAUAUCGACAAAUAGCUAUUUCGAUUCAUCGAAUCAAAUACAUAGAGAUUUUAUAUUCUCUUUGGAAAGUCUAUUUACAAUCGGGCUUGGGUCAAUUAAAGUGUGAUAAUUUUCCAAAUGAAUCAGGUCCACAUGUAUGGGUAAAGCCUGUUCAGUCCAUGGUCAAAGUGGCUGUUCGUUCAGGUCUCGAAAAGAAUGAUGCAUGUUUAGCCUAUGUGAAGAAUCGUCUUGCUCAAUUAGAUAAAUCUAAACAAGAAUAUCAUACUGAUCUACAAGUUCAAUUAAAUCAUUUAUCUCAUCAAGCAAACAUAAUUCAACAACCAUUAGAGAAAUUCAUCGAAGAAAAUCUUCUUAGUCUACGGAAGAAAAUUCAACAUAAAAUACAAUUGGUUUACUUUGAAUAUAAGGAAGAAAUCAUAAAACACGAAUAUCUUAAACAGAAUCCAAAUGAAGCUCAAAUAAAAUUAGCUGAAGAACUCUGUACUGCUAAACAACAAGAAGAACUGAGCAAAUAUACAUCCGAACUUCUCGAUAAACAACUUAUUCGUUACAAUGCAUCAUAUAAUUUUGAACAUUUACCAAUCGCUCGUUUUCCUUUAUUUGAUUCGAUUGGUAAUGCCGAUAUUCAACAACAAUUCUAUGCUCAAUAUAGACAAAUAAUUGAACAAACAAAAACAGAUAUGCUCACUCUCUAUACUCAGUCAGCUAUAAGUCAACAGAUGCGUUAUCAAAAUGGAUAUAAUGAUAGAAUGAAAAAAAUUACAGAAGACCAACAAUUACUGCCAGAUGAACAAAAAUUAACUACGAAAAUGAUUGAAAUAAUCGUGCAACGUGCCCAUCUUAUUGAAGAACGACUCAAAUGUGUUCAUGAUUUUAAACUUGAACAAUUUUCUUGUCAAUCAUAA
Messenger RNA from Rotaria sordida, 972 nucleotides. The record is from the annotation of a GenBank genome assembly. Lineage: Eukaryota; Metazoa; Rotifera; Eurotatoria; Philodinida; Philodinidae.